Alternaria conjuncta is the source of this 1011-nucleotide messenger RNA. RefSeq lists its product as uncharacterized. Lineage: Eukaryota; Fungi; Ascomycota; Dothideomycetes; Pleosporales; Pleosporaceae. The transcript has a single exon. The record is from RefSeq and is a predicted model, not a curated record. Bases 1 to 1011 code for a protein of 336 amino acids.
AUGCCACCAAAACGCCAAAAGACCUCUGAUUCGGCGUCGACACCCGAUCCCAAGAGGCGUGUCACGCGCUCAUCUGCUAGGACAAACACAAGAGAUGCGAAAGAAUUAUCAGACUCACCAAUCGACUCGCCAGAGGCGGAAUUAACCGCGUCGAAAGGAACGCGCGCGCCCAAGCCUAUGAAGCGUUCACCAAAUGAUGCGAAACCAGAGGCAGACGCCCAGCCCGAUCAAGAAAGCGACUCAGCACCCCAGAAUCGUACAACCCUCACCAUCACGCACGACCUCGUCAAGAAACCAAUCGAAUGCCACCAAUACACUCCUACAUCAUCGCUAUCCACCCCACCACCAAUGCUGAUUUUCACCCACGGCGCAGGCGGCACACUCUCCGCCGACGCCGUAGUCAACUUCUGCACCGGAUACUCCUCUUCUCUCCCGGUCCUCGCUUUCCAAGGCUCGAUGAACCUCAAAGCGCGGACCAAGGGCUUCCACGCAUGUAUUGAUGAGCUGAACUCCAGUCAAUCGACUGCACAAAAGGGAGCAAAAGAUGGCAGUGCUGGCAAGAAGAUAUUGUUGCUAGGCGGACGAAGCAUGGGGGCGCGCGCCGCUGUCAUCGCUGCUACCGAACAUCUCGCCUCGCUGGACGACAAGGAAAGAGAGGAACUGAGCAUACAGCUCAUACUCGUUUCUUACCCACUCCUCGGCCCUAAAGAUGAACUGCGCGACCAAAUUCUCCUGGAUCUACCAAAGAGCGUGCGCAUACUCUUCAUCAGCGGCGACGAAGACGCCAUGUGUCCAAUCGAUACGCUGAAUGAAACGAGGGAUAAGCUGACCGCGAAAUCGCAGCUUGUCGUUGUGACUGAUGCGAAUCAUGGGAUGAAUGUCGUACCGGCUAGUAGGACGCGAAGAGUAGGAGAAGAGACAGGGCGUUUAGCAGCGCAAUGGGUAGAAGGAGGGCUUGUAGAGGAUGAGGUGUUCAUCGAUGAGCUGGAGGGCGAAGGACCUUGGAAGUAG